UUGUUCAUCUAUUUAUAAUUUACUGUUACACAUCUACCUGGAAUACACUUAACAACCAACAUUAUAAACAACCAGAAUGGCACAGGCUGCUUCUAAAACGUGCGAAAUAUGUGUAUCAAGUCCUGGGCAUAACUACUGUGAACAAUGUGACCAGCUGUUUUGUGAUGGAUGUAAAAUAUCGCAUUUACGGACAAAGAUGAGCAAGAAUCACACAUUUUUAAGUGGCCCAAAUAUCAUCCCGGAAGUCAAACUAUACUGUAAAGAACAUGAUGAAAACUUUAUAUAUUAUUGCAUAGAAUGUGAUACACCAGUCUGUAAGAUAUGUGCUAUUAAAAAUCACAGAAAACAUGAUCUAUCGGAGAUCAAGGAAUCAUUGGAAGGUAUCAACGCUGAGGGAAAAACUGACAUCGAAACGAAGAUUAGAAAGCUUCAGUCAAAAAUAGCAGAGAUUGAUCAAGGUACCCAUGCAUAUCAAGCUGAUGUUAAAGAAGUUAUCCAGGCUAUAAGAGAAGAAGGCAAAGGAUUAAAAGAAAUGAUUGAUAAGAAAGUUGAAGGUCUUAUUAAUACGGUGAAAGAGAAAGACACAAAGAAUGUUCAAACCUUACAGUCGUUUGGCGAAGAGAUCAAAAUAGCUUUGGAUAACGCAAAAGAGCAGCAAAAGUUCUAUCAAGAUACACAGGGGAUAAAAGAUACCACGAAAAUAUUACAAAAACUAAAACAAAUAAAGUCACAAAUCGAUCAAAUCGAAGAAACGAAGGUUCCAAUUAUGCCAUCCAUCAAAUAUGAUAAAAAGAAGGCAGAAGAAAGUGAAAUAGAGAAACUGUUUGGGGAAUUAACAUUUAGAGAAAAUGUCAAAAUAGAAGCAAACCUAAAACCUAGGAAGAACGUCCGAGUUACAACAACAGCUAAACAAUACAGAUACAGAUGCGCCCAAUGCAGGACAGAAAUAAUUUCUGAGUAAGUACCCAUAUUUAUAUAAUU
This is a messenger RNA of Mytilus californianus (California mussel), 981 nucleotides long. Its product is annotated as E3 ubiquitin-protein ligase TRIM9-like. The transcript is spliced from 4 exons. Bases 77 to 961 code for a protein of 294 amino acids. NCBI's taxonomy places the organism in Eukaryota, Metazoa, Mollusca, Bivalvia, Mytilida, Mytilidae. The record is from RefSeq and is a predicted model, not a curated record. Gene Ontology annotation, molecular function: zinc ion binding.